Messenger RNA from Staurois parvus, 423 nucleotides. Lineage: Eukaryota; Metazoa; Chordata; Amphibia; Anura; Ranidae. The record is from the annotation of a GenBank genome assembly.
UUACAUCUAACCACCCCACAGAGCAGGGCUUGAAAUUUCCACUCGCCUGCUCGCCAAUGGUGAGUGGAAAUUAUGGUGGAGGCGAGUGUGUCCCCCAGGGCUGUCUUGCUGAGCAGGCUCGGAGCUCAGGCCGGAUCUGUCAUUGGUACUGGGAGCCGUCAGACUCCUCAAUAGCUGAGUGCAGUGAAAGCAAAGGAAGGAGUGUGUGCUGUGCUCUCUGCUUCCCCCUAGAGUGCAGUACCCGGCUCUGUGAGUGAACAACAAAGUACUGCAACUUUUUUAGUGUGUGCGUGUGUGCGUGGGUGCGUGCGUGCAGCGAGUAACUCUUAAGCAGUCAAAUGUCUUCUGCUGCUGUCAAUCACAGCUCUGUAAGAAGAGAGCAGGGGGCAGGACUGAGCUGUGCUAUGUGUGUGUGUGUCUAUG